Molecule: messenger RNA, 1046 nt
Organism: Gasterosteus aculeatus aculeatus (three-spined stickleback)
Lineage: Eukaryota; Metazoa; Chordata; Actinopteri; Perciformes; Gasterosteidae
Gene: nxnl2
Product: nucleoredoxin like 2
Biological process (GO): sensory perception of smell; visual perception; photoreceptor cell maintenance
Source: RefSeq, a predicted model, not a curated record
GUGACGGACGGUAAACGUCACGUGACCGCGCCUCCACUUCUCUCCUCAACGGUCGAGAUACCGACAGCGACGGCGACAGAAAAUGAGCUAAAAAAGCGAGACCCGAGAGCCGCGUCAUAGCCGACAUGGUGGAGGUGUUCACCGGGCGGACCCUGGUGAACAAAGACGGCGAGCUGGUCGACCCCGACGAGGCGCUGAGGAACAAAGUGGUGGGCAUCUACUUCUCCGCCGGGUGGUGUCCGCCGUGCCGGGACUUCACCCCCGUCCUGUGCGACUUCUACACGGAGCUGGUGGAGGAGAGCGACCCGCCGGCGCAGCUGGAGAUCGUCUUCGUCUCGUCCGACAAGUCGACGGACGACAUGGUGGAGUAUUACCACGACGCGCACGGGGACUGGCUGGCUCUGCCCUGGACGGACGAGUACAAGCAUGAGUUGAAGCAGCGCUACAAGAUCACGGCGGUGCCCAAGCUGGUGAUCGUGAAGCAGAGCGGCGACGUCAUCACGGACAAAGGCCGCAAACAGAUCCGGGACCGAGGCCUGGCGUGCUUCAGGUCCUGGCUGGAGGCCGCCGAAAUCUUCCAGAACUUCAAGGGUUAGGGAACGAAGACGAGGGGGGUGGGGGGCGCGUGGAAGCGAGGGCUGUCGCGGCAGAGAGUUGAAGAAAACUAUCCGGAACAGAAUAUAAUUUACUUCUUGAGCACUCUAAAGUCCUUUUAAAUGAAACGCGUCAACGAGGGUUUGACGAGAAAAAGGUUCCAAAAAGCUUCUUUUAAACAUUCUAUGCAUCUAAGACAAACCUCAGGCAUAUGUGAAAAAUGAUUUGCGUUAAGGAAGUUAUGCAUUUAGUUUGAAUACUACAAGCCAGUUACAGUAGUUGUUUUUUUUGGAAUAGACUGGAAUAGACAGUUAAACCUUUCUAUAGGAGGUGUCUUAAAUAAGCUUUUGUAUAUUUAACGUUUGACUUGUAGUUCUACUUUGAGCUGCCAGUGUAUUUUUGACCUUGUAUUUAUUUAAAUGGUUAUUAAAAUAUAUAUAUUCUGAGAUGUA